Boleophthalmus pectinirostris (great blue-spotted mudskipper) is the source of this 3440-nucleotide messenger RNA. RefSeq lists its product as uncharacterized. NCBI's taxonomy places the organism in Eukaryota, Metazoa, Chordata, Actinopteri, Gobiiformes, Gobiidae. The transcript is spliced from 25 exons. The coding region runs from base 119 to 3403 and encodes 1094 amino acids. The record is from RefSeq and is a predicted model, not a curated record.
GCCAAGGUAACAGGGACACACAGUACCACCUUAAACAAGCCUAGCAACAGGGAUUAAGUCCAAACAUACUCACCAGCAGAUCCUGUCAGAUUUGUAGUUGUUUCUGACAGAGAGUGAUAUGAAGGAUUUGCCCCUAUCAGUGCUGAGUCGAGGGUGUGGUCACUUUGUCCCAUGUGAAGGGAAGCAAAAUGGACGAUUGGAUGUAUGCUUCACACCAGAGGAUUACUACAUUUGGAAGGCCCGUGGUCCUUUGCUACCACUGUCUACCAGUGACUGCGUGUUCACAAGACCAGAGUCUAUGCUCCCCAAAACCUUCAGCACCCGGAGAGGAGCACUGCUACUGUACUCACAGGGUUUGGUCACUUUGACAGCAUGUCCAUCAAAUUCAUAUGAAAGAAAUGAUUAUGGAAAGUGCAGUGCUCAGCCCAUCCAGCAGGGAGAAAUCACCUCAAUACGCUCUAUUCUCAACUACAGUGGAGAAAAUGAAAACAAUCAUGGGCUUCUCACCACCACAAUUCCAACCCUUAAUCAUCCCCAUCCUCCUGAUUUAAAAUACUUUGAGACUGGGCAUUGUAAAGAGCCCACUUCAGAGUAUCAUGUGGGUAUACAACUGCCACUCUCUGCUGAUAGAGGCUUUCUUGUACAACAAAGUCAACAUGAAGAUGGGCACAAAAUGAGGAUAGACGUGUUUCUCCAGAUGCCUUCAGCCGCUGCAGACUCUUGGAAUAAUAUGGAAGCCUUUCCCUCUGAAAAUCCAUUAAGGACCAGUGUGGAGCAGACCGAACUAGUGGAAGGGAUUGAUGUUGCCAGUGGAACUGAGCCAUUAGAUUUAAACAGCAGUAAUGAUCACGGUAAAAGAUAUCUGGACAAGGCAUCCCCUAAACAGUCAAAUACAAAACGAUCUAAACAAGGGGUGUUGCUUCCUCCUCUGAAUACAGGACAACUAGUCAAGUUUGAAUCUUACAGAGUGCAUCCAGACCGGGUAAAAGGGGAGUUUUUCAAAGAACAGUGUGCAGACCACCUACCCUCAAUAGAAGAAACAUUAGCAGGGAAAACAAGAGCUUUGAGUCACAAGCCAUUGGAUGUCCAGCCUUCAAAAAAUAUAAAUGGACCUCUGCAGCCCUUCCUGCCUCGACUGGUGCCUGAGAAAUAUGAGGUUUCACAAGAAAAGGCCCAAAAGCAGAGACUGCAAAAUACUGUCAAUCCGCACAGCAAGCACAAGACACGGAGCUGCAGAAUAACUGAGGGGCAUGCAGCUGACAACUAUAAUAUUUUACUAAAUCCAAAAGAGGAGUGUAAUGUACCAUUUGGGCUGCUCACUGGAAAAAGGGGCCCAGGUCAUCAGAGUUCUUUAGCAUUUUUACAAAAACUCUCUGAUGAAUAUAGAGCCCCCGACAAUACGGAGGUGGUGAGGGGGGUCCUGCCACUGGAGCUCAGAGAUUUGAAUGGUCAGUCUGUUGGGAGUCUGCUCUUGGGCCCUGAUGGUGAAAUUAUCCAACUCUCAAUGUUUGACAACAUCCAGAACUGCACUCAACAACAAGCUCUACAGGUGGUGUCAGCAAAAGGAGAGAAACUGCCUUGGGUUGUAAUGCUGCAGCCUGAACAACACAUCACAAAUAAAAAUAAGAAGACAGGUUUACAAAUAACUGACAUUCAACCAGGUCUAUCUAUCAAUAUCAGUAUGAGAUCAACAGAUUCUGGUCCUGGAUCACUUAAGGCCUCUUGUGACUUGGAUGACAUGGACAAUAGUGAUAUAAAAGAUACUAAAACUUCAAUAAAUACAAGACUUAAGAGUCCUAAACUAGAUGCAUUUGAAAAUAUUGUCCCAUGCUUGUCCACUGUGGAUGGGACAGAACUUGAAACAAAGUCAAGAGAAGACACGGUGGUAAAAGACAAAAAGAACCUCUUAAGUGGACAAUUGUCUUCACUACAGCAGGAAGAUGUCACAAUAAACAAACCAAAUGAAAUGCCAGCCACCAACAUUAGCCCCAGUUAUGCACCAGAACAAAAUACUGUGAAAGACAGUAAGAGGCUGACAACAAUAAAGGGCACUGAAGGGAGUCCUGUUUCCAAAGAGGCAAAAAGAAAAGACUCUAGAUCAACUACCAAUGACCAGGAAGAAAGAAAAACAUUGCAUGAUUCUCUACCUGAUAGUGGGCCAGAUAAGAAUGAUAGCAAACGUCAUUCAGCAAACACUACUAAAGGAGUAAAAGGCAAAGAAGCAAAGGCAAAAGAUAUAAAGAAGACAAAUGAUAAAAGUGUGAAUAAAGAUACUGUUGAUUCGGAGGAUGCGCCCAUUGACACGAACAAGAAGAAAAGAAGAGGAAAGUCAAAAGACAAAGACAAUCCAUCAGACAAAAUUACACCUGAUCUUUUAACUGACAAAAUCACAAACAGCAGCCAGGAUACUGAAGAGGAGGAGCCUGGACUGAAAGCGGACAAACUUAGCAGGUCUAUAAGGCCUCUGCGAUCAGGGGCCAGUGGAUCUGGUCUAAAACACAGCAGCUCUCAGAAGUCCCUGUCUUCGUCCUGUGAAGGAGGGACCUUCCAGGGGACCACCGCUCCCCUGUCCCUGUCCCACAGCCGUCUGUCCUCAUGCUCCACGGUCAUCAUCCAGGAGGAGCGUCUUAUGCUCAAUCCAACCAAAUCUGAGGUGGUCAUAAUAAACCAAGACGAUUACGCCACAGUUCAUGAAGCUGAGAAAAUGAGGAUCCAAGGAGAGGAGGGGGAGAGGAAGAGGAGGCAGGAAGAGGAAGAACAGAGACGGCAGCAGCAAAAAGAGGAACUGGAGCAGAGGAUGAGGAGUGAGCUGCAGAAUGAGAGACAGAGGAGGGCAGAGGAGAACAGACUAAAAAAACAGGCAGAGGAUGAGGAGAAACAGCAGCGAGAGGAAGAGGAGCAGAGGAGAAGGCAGAGGCAGCAGGAGCAGCGCGAACGGGAGAUGGGGAGGCAACAGGAGAGAAAGCGACAGAUAGAGCUUUUCCAGAGAAAGAGAGAGGAGGAGGAGCAGAGGAAGAGGGCUGAAACAGAGCAUUUGAAACUGCUGGAGGAGAAAAGUCUCCAAGAAGAAAACUUAAAGCUCCAAGAAAUGUCUGUGAGUGAGAGAGCAGAGUAUCAGCGUAGAAAACAAGAGGAGGAAGAUAAACGAGAGAGGGAAGAGGAGGAGCAGCUGAGGAGAAAGGAGGAGGCCAAUUUUUUAGCUGCAGAGAAGGCCAAGAUUGAAGAGGAGCUAUUGGCAAGGGAGAUGGCCCUCUUGCACCAGAGGUUAUCUUUUAAAAGGGGCCUUGUGGUGGAAUCAGAAGGUUUGGUAAAGAGCCAGGGCAUCUCCAGGCCUUGGACUUAUUCAUACUUCACUUUGUUACAACAGCUGGAUUUGUCAUCUGUAGGAGAGCGCUACACCUGACCUGCAAUAUACAGUAUAUGCAAAAAAUAAAAAAUAA